Catharus ustulatus (Swainson's thrush) is the source of this 531-nucleotide messenger RNA. Its product is annotated as epidermal differentiation-specific protein-like. The transcript has a single exon. Lineage: Eukaryota; Metazoa; Chordata; Aves; Passeriformes; Turdidae. Gene Ontology annotation, biological process: lens development in camera-type eye; visual perception. Gene Ontology annotation, molecular function: structural constituent of eye lens. The record is from RefSeq and is a predicted model, not a curated record. The coding region runs from base 1 to 531 and encodes 176 amino acids.
AUGGGAAAAAUAAUCAUUUAUGAGCAUGCCAACUUCCAGGGUCUGUCCAGAGAAUUCACCACUGACAUUCCCAACCUAACAGCUGUGGGUUGGAAUGAUAUUGUGUCGUCAGUGAAAGUCGGUGGCCAACCUUGGGUGGCUUAUGAGCACGUUGAGUAUGAGGGUCAGUUUCUGGUAUUUGAGGAGGGAGAACAUAGCUUUGUUGGUAAAGAUAUGAAUGACAAGAUCAGUUCUCUGCAACUGAUCAUUGAAGAUCUGCACAAUCCCCAGAUCACUCUCUAUCAGCAUGUUGAAUAUAAAGGGAGGAGCAGAAUAGUGAGAGAAACAACCAAUCUGGCUGGGGGAGAAGAUGAUGACAUUGUGUCUUCUCACAAAGUCCAGAGAGGUGUCUGGCUGCUGUGUGAAAACAGCGAUGGAAGUGGACCUCCACACCUUGCCCAAGAACAUGAAGACGUUCCCAAUUACAAGACGAUUGACUUCAAUGACAAGCUUUCCUUCCUGCGUCCCCUGCGCCCUGGCCGUGACUCUUAG